GCUGGGCACCGGCUCCGCUCCCGCGUCGGCCCGCGCUCCAGCUGCGCCCGGCCCGGCCCCGGCCUGGCUCGGCCCGGCCCCGGCCUGCGAGCGAAGGCGCCGCUGCCGCCUGGGCCGCUCCCAGGGCCAUGAGGAGGCGGCGGCAGCCACUGCGGCCCGCGUCAAGGUGACCGGCCGGGACUGCAGCGGCGGCGGCGAGAGCGGGCGCGGCUACUGUUUGGAAAGAGACGUGCUGGGAUGGUAUAUCCUGUUGGCCUGGGAUUAUGAAGCCCCACAUGUAUUCCUGGACUUCUCCAGACAGGUUAUGUCACCGACGGAGGCUGCCCUGAAGCUCCCUGUGGCCCGGAGACUAUGUACAAGAGGAAUGGUCUGAUGGCUAGUGUGUUGGUCACCUCCGCCACUCCACAGGGCAGCAGCAGCUCAGACUCUCUGGAGGGCCAGGGCUGCGACUAUGCCAGCAAGAGCUACGAUGCCGUUGUCUUCGAUGUCUUGAAAGUGAGUCCCGAGGAGUUUGCUAGCCAGAUCACGUUAAUGGACAUACCUGUGUUUAAAGCCAUCCAGCCGGAGGAACUAGCCAGCUGUGGAUGGAGUAAGAAGGAGAAACAUAGUCUCGCCCCCAACGUUGUGGCCUUUACCCGGAGGUUUAACCAGGUCAGUUUUUGGGUUGUACGAGAAAUUCUAACAGCACAGACUUUAAAAAUAAGGGCAGAAAUCCUGAGCCAUUUUGUGAAAAUAGCCAAGAAACUUCUAGAACUCAACAACCUUCAUUCUCUCAUGUCUGUGGUAUCAGCAUUACAAAGUGCACCCAUCUUCAGGCUGACAAAAACCUGGGCUCUUUUGAAUCGAAAAGACAAGACAACCUUUGAGAAACUGGACUACCUGAUGUCUAAAGAAGAUAAUUACAAGCGGACCCGGGAAUAUAUCCGAAGCCUGAAGAUGGUUCCAAGUAUUCCCUAUCUAGGGAUCUAUCUUCUGGAUUUAAUCUACAUUGAUUCUGCAUAUCCUGCCUCAGGCAGCAUCAUGGAAAACGAACAAAGAUCCAAUCAGAUGAACAACAUUCUCCGAAUAAUCGCUGAUUUACAAGUUUCCUGCAGCUACGAUCACCUCACAACCCUGCCCCACGUGCAGAAGUACCUGAAGUCUGUACGCUACAUCGAAGAGCUCCAGAAGUUUGUGGAGGACGACAACUACAAACUGUCACUCAGAAUCGAACCAGGAAGCAGCUCUCCGAGACUGGUCUCUUCCAAGGAAGAUCUUGCAGGGCCUGCCACAAAGGACAUGGUCUUAGCGGCGGGCACUGCUGUCUUGGGGCCUCCAGGUGACAGUCAGUUCGUUGAUGCUUCCUCAGGCCCCUCCACUGGCUCCAGUUCCGCGAGGUUCAGCCGGCGGCCCACCUGUCCCGACGCGUCUGUUGCUGGCAGCCUCCCCACACCCCCUGUCCCGAGACACCGGAAGAGCCACAGCCUGGGAAACAAUAUGAUGUGUCAGUUGAGUGUAGUUGAGAGUAAAAGUGCGACAUUCCCAUCGGAGAAAGCGAGACACCUGCUGGACGACAGUGUCCUAGAGUCUCGCAGCCCCCGCAGGGGCCUCGCCCUCACCUCCUCCUCUGCUGUCACCAAUGGACUCUCCCUAGGCAGUAGUGAGAGCUCAGAGUUUAGUGAAGAGAUGUCUUCAGGGCUGGAAAGCAGGGGACGUCUCUAUGCCACCCUGGGGCCCAACUGGCGCGUUCCAGUGCGGAAUUCUCCCCGGACCCGGAGCUGCGUCUACAGCCCCACGGGCCCGUGCAUCUGUACGCUGGGGAGCUCAGCCGCAGUGCCCACCAUGGAGGGUCCUCUGAGGAGGAAAACUCUGCUCAAGGAAGGACGGAAGCCCGCGCUUUCCUCGUGGACCAGGUACUGGGUCAUCCUCUCGGGAUCCACCCUCCUGUACUACGGAGCCAAGUCCUUGCGGGGCACGGACAGAAAACACUAUAAAUCCACACCCGGCAAAAAGGUCUCCGUUGUGGGCUGGAUGGUGCAGCUUCCUGAUGACCCCGAGCACCCCGAUAUCUUCCAGCUGAAUAACCCUGACAAAGGCAAUGUUUACAAGUUCCAGACUGGUUCCCGGUUUCAUGCAAUACUGUGGCACAAGCAUUUGGACGAUGCAUGUAAAAGCAACAGGCCUCAGGUACCUGCAAACCUUAUGUCAUUUGAAUAAGUCUCUGCAGGACUUGGCGUGACUUCAGAGGCUUCUGGGAGCCCAGCCUGGGACUGGUGGCGAAGUGCAUGUCCUGGGCACGGGCUUUUGGCCAGGGUGCUGGGUGACUCACAGCCGGACUCACGGGGACUCGGCCUGCGGCCUCACGGUCCAGCGGGCUCUGCCAGUGCAGCGUCCACCUACACCAAUCCCCAGCGACUCUCAUGACACUCAUUCUUCAGCGCCACCCCGCAGGGCCGUGGCUGGGCCCCAGACUGUGCACCCCACCACCCUCCCUCUCUGGGCCCUCGUCCGUCCACCAACUGCUGCUUCGAUCAGAGAGCAUCCGGCCCACGUUGGGUCCCCCGUGCUUCCUCCCGGACAAGAGUGGACAGAGUUCACCUGCAUGAGGGGCCAGAGAGAAGGAACAGACUAUGGAGUUGGCUUUUUAUACCCCAAGUGCACGGGGUCGCUCGCCCACAGGGCUGCCUCAGAUUUUGUACAACCCCCCCAAGCGUCCUCUGCGUGUGUGUGCCGUGUACGUGUGCGAGUGAGUGUGAACUCUUCAAGAAACAUGCAUUUUGGCACAAGACGUGUGACAUCACACCCUUCAUUCGCUUUGAGGCCCUGCUUUCACCUUACGUGAUAGCCUUGUCCACCGAGGAAGGUCAGAGUGAGAGCCCAGAUUCCUAUGUUAAGGGUCCCUUGCAUUCUUUUACUGUAAACAAACAAUGCCUUAAAUUGUGUCUUGUUUUCUGUUCCUAUGGGUGCUAUUCAUCUGGAAGGCCUGCUGUCUGGGCCCCCGGGUCCCCUCCCGGCCUUGUUGCUGUUGGCUCUUCUGAGACAGGACCCGGCUUUAGGACUGUGGACUGGGCUGGCCUGCUCGCUUCCUCCCACCCCUCUCCUGCAGGGUCUGAAAGCCCUUGUCUUCUCACCCCUGGACCAUGCCAGAGGGGGAAAUUGUGACACUUUCUCCCAGCUUCCUCAGAAGCACUCGGAGGCCGCCACGCUCACAGAGAACGGCUGCGCAGAAGCCCCUGUGCACCAGCCUCUCCCCGCAGGCCAAGGCUUUGCUCCCAUCAUCUACUGCCAGGGCGGGGCCCGCUGGGAUUCCUGGUUACACUGGGGAGCUGAGUGACACUGAGGCCUUAAGCUCCCCCCAAUCUUGCCCCCAAACGCAGUCACCAGCAAGUUCUCCACAUCCAAGUCCAAGGGCACAAUUGUCAAUGAUUAUGGUGACCAGAGAGCAAAGCCCUGGGGAGUGAAUGGUCCCAGCUCUGCAUUCAGUUAAGAGCUCUUCACAUGAACAAUGUCCUUUUAUCUGUCACUGUUUGUCUUUUUAGUGACUUUUAUUUUGCACAAAUACAUUUUUAUUCAAAAUAAUGAAUAAAAGUUAGCUUUAUUUACGGUAGUUUUAUCACCAGAGCUUCUCUCUCCCCUUCCCUAAUCUGGGUGUCCAAAUUCUGAGAAGGAAACCCUGAAAUGGUUUUCUGAAUUCCCUGGGUCCUCGUUGCUAUCAUGGUUUCAGAGCUCACACUGACCAGACAUCAAACCACCCUUAAGAGUUUCUGGGCGAGAUGCUUCAAAACAACAUCUUACCCAGUAAACAGUGUUGGUAAAUUUAAAAACUACCAAAGGACCCACCACUGUCUUUUGAGCAAAUGGUGACAACUUUUCUGAAAAUUCUAAUGAAUCGGUGAGGAAAGUAGUUGCCAUCAGCGUCUUAUUUUAUGGUUGAGCCUUAGUGUGCUCAGUAACUAGCCCUUCUGUGGAGCAAAGUCUUGAAUACUUCUGUGCCGGGAGAGACUCCAGAUGGUAAAUUGGUGCCGUCCAACCUUAGCUGUGAGCGCUCCGCCCACCGGCACACAGACGGGGUCCGGAUGCGCACACCUAAUUCAUACCAAUGACUACUCAGAUUAGCAUCUAGAGGCUGAAAGAAAACACCAAACACUCCAACACCUCUCACUAGAACCAUUCAGGUCAACGCUUUAACCUACAUUGAAUCUGCUUCUACCGGUUAAUAUUUUUUAAGUCUUAAGUUUGGAUGGAAGCGUUAAGACUGGAAAAUCAGCCACGGACUUUCCUUGGGUUUCUCCACUCUUCAACUGUCCUGGCUCUUCUCACAUGAAAUGCUAUAGAUGUCAAUCCAAAACACUCAGAAUUUCAGGCUCCACUAAAUCAGAUCAUUUUCUGCGCUUUAUAAAAUUUCUUCCUCUCUCACAAAUGUUUCCUUCUGAGCUGAAUUUGAAAUAGCACAAUUGUAAUUGUUUUCCAAAUGUCUUCUCACCCAUUGAGAUGGAUCCCACAUCCCCUCCUAGAAACAUUCUUAGCUUGGAGUUUUGAAGAAUCUGCUUAGACCUUGUUGGCAAAGGCCUUCAGAACUGGUAAGAACCUUGAACAUACCAGAAAAGUCCUGGAGACAGGCUGAAAGGUGCCUGGGCUCUCCCAGCAGGGGCACGGGGCCAAACACGUAAGUGCAGAUUGUCUUCUCAGCAUUGGUUUGUCUCUCAAGCAGCAGGUGAGAAGGUCCUCAGGCUGGGACAGAAGAGACCAGGCACAAACCCCAAAAGGAAGAAAUCCAUGGGUGGAUUCUCACCCUGGAGGGAAACGUUUCUAGUUUUUGCUUCUUGACUGUCCAUAAUGCACAAAUGUUUGUGAAACCAUUGAAGGUGAUAUGUCUUACAUGCAUGUGCUGAGGUGUUUUUUUUUUGUUUUUUUUUUUUGAGCAAAUAGAUCAUGGCACCCCAGAAUGAAAAUUGCAGACUGCUUUCUACAAAUUGUGGAAUAGGUAGUUGGUAGCAUUACAAUGCCCCAAGAACAGCUCAUCUACCUCUCCCUGGGAAUAAUUUUCGCCCCUCUCGGUUGGAAUGUGUCUUAUAACUCAAGGUCAGCCAAGUGCAUUCUAACAACUGAAAUGCUUCAUGGAGGAUUGAUUCAGUGGAGAGCAGUAGACAUAAUAUUCUGAAUGUGCCCAGUGAGAGAGUGUGGCCUCCCUUUCUUUCCCUGAAGAAGCCCAUACAUCACCCAUUUGUGGAACCUAAAGCGGAAGAUACUUGAAGGCAUUCUGUUUAGGAAAGAACCCACUCUCUUGCCAACUGAAUUUAUAAAGCAUUAUUUUCCUUACCAAGAUGGCCAGUAUUUCUUUCAUUAUCUUCCUCUCCCACCUCCCAAGCCCAAGAUGUGUAUCUUUCAGGAUGCCAUUUUACAAGUGGAAAACAAUCCAUGAAAAUGGGAAGCCUUUCGCAAGGGAGGUCUGAUUUCAUUCCACAGGUGGGGUCUACAGCUCUACACCCACAUUACUGAUGCUCAUAACAAGGUGAACAUUGCUAAAAACACAGUCUAACUUAUUUUGUGUGACUUCAUGAAUGACUUCAAUCAGCCCUACAUCGUACUGACGUGUUGGGUGAUUUCAUAUAUUAAAAAGAAAAAAAAAAAACUACAAGAAUCUCUUCGAAAUAACAUUCUCUGCACAAAACCACUCAUUCGUUCAUUCAUUCAUUCACUCACAUCUCUAGUGAGUGCUUCCUGUGUGCCAGGCUCUACCAGGGAUAUACUGUAAAUGGCUGAGAACAAGCAGACCCAAUCCUUGCCCUCGCGGAGCUGACCACUCAACGAACAAAUAAUCCUCAACAUGGCAUCUCCUCUGGCAAGACCCUGCCUCUCUCCUAACACUGGGUUAAACACCCUGCGCAGAUUCCUCCAGAAAGGUUUCAAAAUGCUCAACGGACUGGACAGCCUCUUGCUCUGCGAGUUUGGUUGCAACGAGAACUAGAUGGAGUCGUCGUCCUAGAGGCUGGUUGGCGCAGAACACCCAGGCACAGGGCUACGGCUGGGCAUGCUGAGGACUCUUGAGGUGGAAUGAGAGAGAAGGGUCGGAAUAUUCACAGUAUUCACUUCAGAGGAUUUUUGGUUUUAAAUUUCACGGUUAGAUGCAAGUACAGCAUGAGCGAGAGCUGCAUUUUUGGGGCGUUGAGAACUUGUACCACGGACCACGUUGGAGUCCCGUGUUGCACAAGUGUGUGUAUACUGUGUGCAGCCCCCAAAUCCCUUUUUGCAGCAGCAACGUGAUGGGUCAUCUGUCUGUUCUCUAAUCAUUAAUCUCUUCUUUUUCAUUUCUGAACGACUGUGACCAUUCAGUAAUGAAAUAUUAGUAAUUAAUUUAUUAGUAUGGUAUGAUCUUUAAUAAAUUUCGUGCCAAAAUGCAUGGUUUUUCAAUUAGCAUUCAAAAUGUUGCGUAGAGAGUAGUUUUCAAUUUCUUAUGUAUCCUGCAAAGUAAGUUGAAAAUCAGUUUCUACAUUUUAAUUCGUUUCUUGUUAAAUCUGUUGCACUCUCCUGGGCUGUCUUUUUUCUUUUCUUUCCCCCCAGCGGAACCCCUGCAUGCAGUUGUGUAAGGACUUUCUCUAAUUCUUGUGAAUUGUCUCACCCGCAAUAACCACUGAACAUCAGCCCCCUGUGGGAUUCUUUAGAUUUUUGGUGAAGUAUUUUGUUACCUCAGUCUUGUAUCAAGUUGCUGUAUUUUUCAGCUUGUUACACUGAUAAUAAUUGUUUCACUAAUUAAAUACUUUAAUGUACAAACAUCUUUGUUUACUUUGAAAUUAAAUGUGUUUUCCAAUGAA
Molecule: messenger RNA, 6791 nt
Organism: Prionailurus viverrinus (fishing cat)
Lineage: Eukaryota; Metazoa; Chordata; Mammalia; Carnivora; Felidae
Gene: RALGPS1
Product: Ral GEF with PH domain and SH3 binding motif 1
Exons: 22
Coding region: 352-2196 (614 amino acids)
Biological process (GO): positive regulation of GTPase activity; Ras protein signal transduction
Cellular component (GO): plasma membrane
Molecular function (GO): guanyl-nucleotide exchange factor activity
Source: RefSeq, a predicted model, not a curated record